Pyricularia pennisetigena is the source of this 717-nucleotide messenger RNA. RefSeq lists its product as uncharacterized. NCBI's taxonomy places the organism in Eukaryota, Fungi, Ascomycota, Sordariomycetes, Magnaporthales, Pyriculariaceae. Bases 1 to 717 code for a protein of 238 amino acids. The transcript has a single exon. The record is from RefSeq and is a predicted model, not a curated record. Gene Ontology annotation, molecular function: nucleic acid binding.
AUGAGUCGAGCGCAUCGGGAUACACCAGUCGGAGAUGACGAGGAGGAUGAAGAUGAUGUGCCCCUCCACCGCAGGCGGCCAUUUGGCAGCGGCAUCCGCAUGGAGCCCGUCAAGUUCGUUCCCGCAUCAUCGUCUCUGCAGUCUGUCGCACCAGAACCCUCCUUGGCAUCGACCCAGGCUGGUCAGUCCGCCGCGGAUGCAUAUCUCAGCAUCGUCAUGGCGAAAGCCAAGGCAAAGCCCCCGCCCGAGACAAAAGACGGGGACGCAACCGAUGGUCCGCCGCAAAUAUUCUGCGAGACAUGCAGGGUCUCGGUAGGCACCACAGAGCAAGACCAUCGACGGCACCAGACGACGAUGGCGCACCAGCUCAGCCUCCAGCACUCACAUCCACCCUCCGCCCUGGAUAGAUCUCGUAUGGGUCUGACCUACCUCAGGUCUUACGGAUGGGACCCGGAUGCGCGCAAAGGCUUAGGCGCCGAUGCCCAGGGCAUCGUUUAUCCUCUCAAGGGGACUAUCCGAGAAGACAACGCAGGUCUGGGAAUCGAUACGAAGUCUGAAGACGGUAAGAAGGAAAAGAAACCCGAGCCGAAGCCGAGGUUGCUUGAUGCCGGCAAGGUUCGCAAAAAGGCCGAGGAGGACCGGAAGAAGACCGAGCGCCUGCGCCAGCAACUCUAUAGCAACGUCGACUUGGAGAAGUACCUCGGCCCUGGAGCGUGA